This is a messenger RNA of Silurus meridionalis, 1933 nucleotides long. RefSeq lists its product as uncharacterized. Bases 116 to 1459 code for a protein of 447 amino acids. The transcript is spliced from 8 exons. Lineage: Eukaryota; Metazoa; Chordata; Actinopteri; Siluriformes; Siluridae. The record is from RefSeq and is a predicted model, not a curated record. Gene Ontology annotation, molecular function: NADP binding; flavin adenine dinucleotide binding; N,N-dimethylaniline monooxygenase activity.
GCCAAUCAAUAGAGCCCUCUGAUAUGGAUAACAAAUAUCCACACUUUCAGUAUAACAACAAGAGCUGAAAAAUAGAGGGGUUCUUCUCUCCCCCAUCAAUCACGUGUGCAGGAUCAUGGCUGGCAUGGGUAAGCUGCGUGUGGCUGUAGUGGGCGCAGGAGCGGCGGGUCUGUGCGCCGCACGUCAUCUCCUGGCACGUCAGGACCUUUUCGCACCGCCGGUGCUCUUCGAGAUCACGAAGCACGUGGGAGGAACGUGGGUUUACGAAGAGCGUGUUGGUCACUAUGACAACGGCCUGCCCAUCCAGAGCAGCAUGUACAGGGACCUCAGAACCAAUAUUCCAAAAGAGGUCAUGUCAUUUCCUGAUUUCCCCUUUGCAAAGCAUCUUCCUUCGUUUGUCCAUCACACAGAAGUGCGCAAAUACCUUGAGCAGUACUGUGACCAUUUCCGCCUCUGGGACCACAUCAGGUUUGACACGACUGUAGAUGCAGUGGACCCAGUGAAAGUGAAGGGUGGCUGGAAAGGUUUAGCAUGGGACAUUACCAGCAGUGACGGUGUAGACCAGAGCAAAUCCACUAAGGAGCGCUUUGAUGCUGUUAUGGUGUGUAAUGGGCACUUCUAUGACCCAUACAUCCCUGCUAUACCUGGGUUGGAGAAGUACAAAGGUAUGUUGAUGCAUAGCCAUGAUUAUCGGAGUGCAGAGCCCUUCGCAGACAAGUCAGUGGUGGUACUUGGUGCUGGUCUUUCAGGACUGGACAUUGCAAUGGAACUAGCCAAUGUCAAUGCUAAGGUGAUCCUGAGUCAUGGUCAGAAGCCCCUGACUUGCCCCAUGCCAAAAGGAGUGGAACAGGCUCCUCCAGUAAGAAAAGUGUUGGAUGAUGGCACUCUGCAAUUUCAGAAUGGAGAGCAAGCAGAGCCCGAGGUGUUUAUGCUCUGCACAGGCUACAACUUCCUCUUCCCUUUUUUAAAUGAGCAAGUCGGGGUGCGGGUGAAAGAGCACUUGGUCUAUCCUCUUUACAAGUUUCUGAUACCUCCUGCCUAUCCAUCACUCUUCAUUGUUGGCAUCUGCAGAGCCAUAUGCCCUUUUCCACACUUCCAUGUACAGUCUCAGUUUGUGAUCUCUGUGCUGGAUGGAUCAUUCUCUCUUCCCACACGUGAAGAUAUGGAAGAAGACAUUGAAUUAGACAUGGCUGCACGUCGAGCUCGUGGUGUCGCCACCCGACAUAUUUUGAAACUGGACUCUGAACAGUGGGCCUAUAAUGACCAUUUAGCCCAACUGGGUGGCUUCCAGCCUCUUCCUCGCUACUGGGCAAACCUAUAUGAAUCCAACAAAGUUUUCCGUGCCCGGGAUAUGCUCAACUACAAAACCUACAACUACAAUAUACUCAAUGAGACAGAGUGGAUGGUGCAGAAUCUGCAAGGGCAACAGCUGCAGAAACCACAAAUUACACAUAUAUAAUUAGAGUAUUGAAGUAAGAGUAGAGUAGAAUAAUGUGCACCCUUUAAUUGAAACUGAAUGUAGUAACGUAGUGUUAUAUUUGUGUUACAAUGAAGAAUUAGUACUUCCUGACCACAAAUCCUAAAUACUGAUGCCAUUUGAGUAAUCGUAACUCCUCACGGCCUGGCGCUACAAAACCAUCACAGCACAGAAUGCUGUUAAAUAAUAGAGUCAGAAUCACUUUAAGCAUUCUCUCGAAAGGUUCAUAUAUAACUUUAUUAUAUUGCUUAAUAUCUGGUCCAUAUACAUAAACACAAAAAAAUUAAAUAAUAAUUAUAAUAAUAAUAAAAAUUUGUUUAGCUGCAGUUCUAGUUUUACGUAUACUUUUCACUUCAUGGUGCUUAAAAAACUAUUAAAUUUCACUGGUUACAUACAUGUGUUGUAACUCUAUGUUAAGCAAUAAAGGCAUUAUCAUGUUUUUUUUUUUAACCAGAA